AGCAGGUCCAGGUGAUACACCUGUAUUCACAGGGAUUUUCAGCUGUUACAACAGAACAAACCCAGACAUGACCAUUUCUUACACUUUCGAAGUGGCCGAUGCUCGAUUCGGUGGCUUCACCAAACUGCUGUUCAGGUGGAAGGGAAGCAUCUACAAGCUGCUUUACAAAGACUUCCUGCUGUUCUGUGGGGUUUAUCUUUUCUUCAGUGUAUUUUACAGGUUCCUCCUCACACCAAAGCAGCAGGAUCUGUUUGAGCGCAUCGCCCUUUACUGCGACCAGUUCACCAACACCAGCUUCAUCCCAGUGUUGUUUGUUCUGGGUUUCUAUGUGACCCUGGCCUUUAACAGAUGGUGGGGUCAGUACACCAGCUUCCCGCUGCCUGAUAACCUGAUGAUGGUGGUGUCUGGGAACGUCCACGGGGCCGACGAGAGGGGUCGCCUGCUGAGACGGACACUCAUGAGAUACGCCAACUUAUCGUCAGUUCUCAUCCUCCGCUCCAUCAGCACCAGAGUUCACAAGCGAUUCCCAACUCUGGAGCACAUCGUGGAGGCUGGGUUUAUGACCGCACACGAGCUGAAGAAGUUUGAGUCGCUGCACUCUGAUUUCAACAAGUACUGGAUGCCUCUGACUUGGUUCUCCAACCUGGCGUCCAGAGCGAGAGAGGAGGGUCGAGUGAGGGACGACAUCGCACUGAGACUGCUGAUGGAUGAGCUGAAUAAGUACAGAGGAAAGUGCAGCCUCCUGUUUCACUAUGACUGGAUCAGCAUCCCUCUGGUCUACACUCAGGUGGUUACUUUAGCAGUUUAUACUUUCUUUGCCUUCUGUGUGAUCGGCCGACAAUUUCUGAACCCUGAGAAAGGAUACAAGAACCACAAUCUGGACAUGUACGUCCCUGUUUUCACACUGGUGCAGUUCUUCUUCUACGCUGGCUGGCUCAAGGUGGGGGAGCUGAUCAUCAACCCCUUCGGUGAGGACGACGACGACUUUGAGACCAACCAGCUGAUUGACAGAAACAUUCAGGUGUCAAUGCUGGCUGUAGAUGACAUGUACCAGGACCUGGCUCCAAUGGUGAAGGACAAGCACUGGGCACGGAGACACUUCUCCGUCCCGUACACUCUGUCCACAGCAGCAGAGACUCUCAGACCAGCAUUCAAAGGCUCCACGUUCGACAUGAGGUCAACCAGUAUAGCUUUUUGUGUUUUGUGUUACUGUUGCUCAGUCAGGAAAAAUGAGAAUAACUGCAAGACUUAUGUGCUUUUAGAGGAUUCAUCUUCUCACUAG
Centropristis striata (black sea bass) is the source of this 1282-nucleotide messenger RNA. RefSeq names its product bestrophin 4 (gene best4). Gene Ontology annotation, molecular function: chloride channel activity. The record is from RefSeq and is a predicted model, not a curated record. The transcript has 10 exons. Bases 68 to 1282 code for a protein of 404 amino acids. Lineage: Eukaryota; Metazoa; Chordata; Actinopteri; Perciformes; Serranidae.